Molecule: messenger RNA, 444 nt
Organism: Malania oleifera
Lineage: Eukaryota; Viridiplantae; Streptophyta; Magnoliopsida; Santalales; Ximeniaceae
Exons: 1
Coding region: 1-444 (147 amino acids)
Source: RefSeq, a predicted model, not a curated record
AUGAAUUCUCUGGCCUUUUCAGGGAGUACAUACUCGAUUGUGGUAGAGAAUUGGAUACAGAAGAUUGAAAAGAUUAUGUUUGUAGUGCUUUGUGCUGACAAACAGAGAGUUUUAUAUGCCACUUUUAGACUGACUGGGGAGGCUAAGCAUUGGUGGUUUGCUGUGAAGCUCCUGGAGGAGCAGAGGUUGGCACCAGUGGCCCUGACUUGGGGAAGAUUUAAAGAGAUCAUUUUCGACGGCUAUUUCCCCUCCUCCAUUAGAGAUGCCAAAAUGGAGGAGUUCUUAAACCGGACUCAGGGUCAUUUGACAGUUUCACAAUACGCUGCUAGAUUUGUGGAGCUGUCACAUUUUGCCCCCUUCAUGAUACAAGAUGAAUUCAAGAAGGCUCAGAGAUUUGAGAGAGGGCUAAGGCAGGAAAUUUAUGAGCUGGGGGCAUUGUUGUAG